Molecule: messenger RNA, 1002 nt
Organism: Petromyzon marinus (sea lamprey)
Lineage: Eukaryota; Metazoa; Chordata; Hyperoartia; Petromyzontiformes; Petromyzontidae
Source: RefSeq, a predicted model, not a curated record
AUGAUGAUGAGGAGGAGGAGGAAGAGCGGAAGGGGGAGGAGGAGAAGGAGGAGGAAGAGGGGGAGGGUGGAGCGGUCUCCCAGGGCAACGUGAAAGAGGCGUUGGAUGAGGAGGACAUGGAGAGAGGUCACAGUGGGGGUGACGCUCUCCGUAUCAGCGCCGUGCUGUCAGCGUUCCCUGCCGUGGAGGAAUACUCCUACGAUGGGACGGAGCAUCGCUGGUGCCGGGUGGUCUUCAAGCUCCCUGUCUUCCGUGAGCAUCUGGACGUCUCGUCUCUCGUCACGGCUUUGUCACGUCGCUCCGUCGUCCGCGAGGUUCCCGGCAUCGUCCGCGGCCUCCUCACCGAGGAGGCGGUGGAGGGGGUGGAGGCGGUGGUGGACGCCGCGGGUGGAGCGGGCGGGCCGAGGAGGCUGGUACUCCACACAGAGGGAGUCAACCUCGGAGUCAUCAUGCGGCACGCCCAGAUUCUGGACAUGAGCCGCCUGUACACUAACGAUGUUCACGCCAUGUGUGGAGUCUUUGGGGUGGAGGCUGCCCUCCGUGUCGUGGAGAAGGAGAUCCGUGGAGUGUUCGCUGUGUACGGUAUUCAGGUGGACCCACGUCACCUGUCGCUGGUAGCUGACUACAUGUUCUAUGAGGGCACGUACCUUGCCUUCAGCCGCCUGGCCAUGCGGUCCAGCAGCUCGCCGCUGCAGCAAAUGACGUACGAGACCAGUAUGGCCUUCCUCAAGACCGCCGCCAUGAUGGGGUCGUGGGAUGAGUUACGAUCUCCCUCGGCAAGUCUCGUGGUGGGUCAGCUGGUACGGGCUGGGACGGGUCUGUUUGAGUUGAAGCAGCCUUUAGCGUGAACUCGUCAGUCAAUCACUCAGUCAGUCAGUCAGUCACUCAGUCAGUCACUCAGUCAGACACUCAGUCAGUCAUUCACUCAGUCAGUCAGUCACUCAGUCAGUCAGUCACUCACUCAGUCACUCAGUCAGUCACUCAGUCAGUCACUCAGUCAGU